This is a messenger RNA of Planococcus citri (citrus mealybug), 1560 nucleotides long. RefSeq names its product acyl-CoA Delta-9 desaturase-like. The transcript has 4 exons. Gene Ontology annotation, biological process: unsaturated fatty acid biosynthetic process. Gene Ontology annotation, cellular component: endoplasmic reticulum membrane. Gene Ontology annotation, molecular function: stearoyl-CoA 9-desaturase activity; iron ion binding. Lineage: Eukaryota; Metazoa; Arthropoda; Insecta; Hemiptera; Pseudococcidae. The record is from RefSeq and is a predicted model, not a curated record. The coding region runs from base 1 to 1089 and encodes 362 amino acids.
AUGUCACAAACAGCUCCAACAUCGUUAUUUUUGGCCGGCACGGAUGUAAUCUCGGUAGAAAACAUAAAAUCGCCUAUACCAACGAGAUCGUAUCCCAGAAGACCUAUACAAAAACACAGAUACCAAUUACAACUAGUGUGGAGAAACGUGAUUGGUUUCAUUGUGUUACACCUGUUAGCCCUUUACGGAUUAAUGCAUGGGAUCCAAGUAGCCAAAAGAAACACUAUAAUUUUCAUGUUCGUUGUUGGAUAUUUUGGCGCUGUAGGAAUUACAGCAGGUGCUCAUCGUUUAUGGGCUCAUAAAUGUUACAAAGCUAAAUGGCCUUUACGUUUGUUGCUGAUGUUUUUCCAAACGAUGGCUUUUCAAAAUCACAUUUACGAAUGGGUACGAGACCAUCGCGUACAUCAUAAAUUCACCGAUACUGAUGCCGAUCCGCACAAUUCAAAACGCGGAUUUUUUUUCUCCCAUAUUGGUUGGUUGAUGGUGAAAAAACAUCCGGACGUUAUGAAUAAAGGCAAAACCGUAGACAUGAGUGAUUUAACCCGAGACGCCAUAGUAAUGUGGCAAAAAAAACAUUACCUCGCAAUUAUGCCCAUCUGUACUUUCGUAAUUCCGACCAUCAUUCCGUGUUACUUUUGGAGGGAAAAAGUAUACGUGUCGUUUAUUAUUGCCGUCUUGAGAUACGUCCUGUCCCUCAACUUCACUUGGUUGGUCAACAGCGCCGCUCAUAUCUGGGGAAUGAAACCAUACGAUAAGACAAUCAGUGCCACCGAAAACAUUUCAGUAGCCACGCUCACAUUCGGAGAAGGAUUCCACAACUAUCAUCACGCUUUUCCCUGGGACUACAAAGCAGCCGAAUUGGGAAACUACACUUUCAAUUUGAGCACCGCAUUUAUCGAUUUAUUCGCCAAAAUAGGAUGGGCUUACGAUAUGAAAGUAGCUUCCAAGGAAAUCGUUUUACAAAGAAUGAAACGAACCGGCGACGGUAGCCAUUCGCACGAUAGUGAAAUUUGGGGCUGGGAUGACGUCGAUAUGGCACCGGAAGAUAAAAAACUCGUCGAGAUCAUCAAUCAAGAGAAAAUCGACUGAGUUUUCAAAACGGGCAAAUCAAUCUUUAAUUUAUUUCAACUUCCGAAUUCAUUUUGAGGAGUAAUCCGCGCGGAUCUCAUGUGAUUCUAGGGUAACCGGUUCAAUUUGCCACUUAGUUUAAAAUCUUCUCAACUGAAGGCUUUCGAAAUCAUGAAUCAAAAUUAAUAUUUCAAAGGAUUUUUCAUAAACAUCGAUUUUUAAAAAAUAUUUCAAAGGAUUUUUCAUGAACAUAGAUUUAAAAAAAAGGUUUUAUAUGAAAAAAAUACAUUGAUGGUCUGAGCAUUAUCAUUAAUCAGGUAUGAGAAAAUGAAAAAUCCUGUAAAUAAACUUCUUUUCAAUUUUUUGACAAAUAAAUUUGUAACACGGUUCAUCUUUAGUUGGCCCAUAUACAUAUAGGCAUCAAAAUUUUACGUUUUUUAUCCCUGAUUGAAUUAAAAAAAAAAAAAAAACAAAAACGAUAGGUACUAUACC